Boleophthalmus pectinirostris (great blue-spotted mudskipper) is the source of this 1068-nucleotide messenger RNA. RefSeq lists its product as uncharacterized. NCBI's taxonomy places the organism in Eukaryota, Metazoa, Chordata, Actinopteri, Gobiiformes, Gobiidae. The record is from RefSeq and is a predicted model, not a curated record. The transcript is spliced from 6 exons. The coding region runs from base 200 to 895 and encodes 231 amino acids.
GCUGUGUGUACAUUUUAACUUUCGUCCAAGCGAACGUUUAGCAUCACAGUUUCUUUGGAGAAAGUGUUGUGUAACUGACUUUGAGAUGCAGUCGCUGCUCCGUUUUGCUAAAAUGGCAUAAGAUUUUGUCUAAAAUAGGCAACGUCGAGUGAAGCGCUUCGACUGUGGGAGGGUCCCUGCUCUCGUCGCGGAUGUAAACAUGACAUUUCUUUGCUGCGUGUUUGUGUUGUCAUUAUGCCGUUUAACACUUUGCUUUACUACUCCAAUAGAUACUGUCAUAGUUCAGGUCCAGGUGGGCGCUCAUCCAUACAUACAACAGGUUUUGCUCAACGGAGUUGCAUUCACGGGACUAAGCCAGGAAAUCAACAACAUUAUCCAGAGUAUGGCUGAUGCAGCUCUUCCAUUUAGUGGUGUCAAUCAGACAGCAGAACUAAGAAACCAUACUGUGCUUCGAUCCCGUGACUGCAUUCUGGAGGGGUCUGAGCUGCAUUGGACGGACAGAGUGUUUUUAGAUGGGAAGGUUCAUCUUAGCCUGGAGUCUUCUGAUACUUGGACAGCCCAGGGGCCACAAGCACAGGUCUUGAAGGCAAAGUGGGAUCAAGAAGCUGAGAGAACAAAAAUCGAGAGUGAACGUCUUCAAGAGGGAUGCAUCCAGCUAAUGAAAGAAUUAAAGUUUACUCAGGAGCCACAAGUUCCACACAUUCCAUUACACCAGUUACUGAUCCUCAUUUUGGCAAUUCUGGCUUUUACUGUUCUAUUUGUAAUCAGCCUUUGUCUCUCCAAAACAAUGGGUCUGAGGCACCCUGGAGGUGUUAUUGGAUCAGUUAUACAUUAUCCAAAAGACAUGCCAAAAGAAACGCCUGAGACAAAAGGAUUUGACUACCACACUAUCUAAUGUACUAUAAUAUUUUGAUUUAGGCAACAGAUCCCUUUAUGUCAUGAGAUUGGUUUUUAUUUCAUAUUUUGUCAAUGCACAUUGUUUUAACUGUACUACUGGAUUAUUGCAGGGAUGUUUGUUAAUCCUUUUAUGCUCUUGGGUGAAAAAUAAACCAAUUUUGUACAAUAGUA